CUAUGGUAAGAUAACUUGCUGCACUUCUCCAGACCCUAUUGGGUAUCCCGGCUGUUUGAUGGACUCUUUGCUGUGAGUUGCUAACACAAGUUUACUCUCCUUGCUUCUGUGCUUUCUUUCAGUCUGUAGAAGAAGAGGAAAAAAAUGGAGUACAGAAAAAAAGGUCUUCUUGCUACAAUAAUUUUUUUCACAGCUGUCUGCUACAAAGUGACCGCACAGGAAACAAGACUACUGGAUUUUCUAAAUAGCACAGAUGUUGUAGAUGACCAGUACGAUGGAUGUCUUGAAGAGGCCAUGAAGAAGUUCAUCGAGUCACACGUGUUAAAACAAGAACUAAAUAACAGUGAAGGAUUUCAGAAAGCGUGGAAUAAAAGUAACGAGUGUUCAAAGCAGAUCCCUCAAGGACGAAAAGAGCAUAGUGCUGCACUUUCAGUCUAUCUGAAUGGGGAUAAAUCGUUCAUACAAACACUGAACAAAGCAAUAGAGACAAUGGGUGGAAAUGUUAGCAUCUAUGAAAACCACUUCCACUUCAAGUCUCUUCAUUUCCUGCUGAUGGACUCCAUGAGGCUGCUGAAGCCAAAGGAGUGCAAGAACUUUUAUGUUUUUCAAGAUGGUGAAAACCAACCACAGAAAGGCUCCACAGUGAGAUUUCCAAGUUUCACCUUAGCUCAUUCAAACUAUGAAGAGCUAAAGAAACUUGAAGAUGUCAAUGAGAAUACUAUUUUAAAUCUCACUUCUUGUUUCUUUGUCAACCUGAAAGACUAUGUGUGCGGUCAAGAACAGGAUGAAAUACUCUUAUCUCCAGCAGAAGUUUUCACUGUGGAACAAGUGGAAACAAAAACUACAUCGGAUGAUGACGAAUACCUUGAGAUUGAUUUAAGCCACUCAGGACUGAAAAGCUCACACAACUGUUACAUCUUUCCACGGACCUCAAGAGGGCAUGAGACUACCACAGCUGUCAUAGAGCGAUCCAGUGUUCCAGGAGGGCAGAAAACGACCACAACUGUCAUAGAGCGAUCCAGUGUUCCAGGAGGGCAUGAGACUACUACAGUUGUCACAGACCGAAACAGGUCUCCUCCGGCUGCUGUCUCCACCCUGUGGCUUGUAUCAGUGCUUGUGGCCUUAUCUUUGUUUUCUUUAGCUGUUUAGCAAAAACAGUUAUCAUUCAGAAUUUCAGAUUUUUAUCAUCUACAGUAUUGCUGUGAUUCUUCAUAUAAUUAUUUGACACGUUAUCUGACUGAUUGUGUUGAAUUAGUAGCAGUAAUUUUUUGAUUCUGUCAUAUGUUAUGAAUUACAGACUGCAUGACUUCAGAAUAUUUGAUAAAGAUUUUAAUGGGGUGCAGAAAGUUGGUGUAAAAUACACUGCGUUCAGAUUUCAGGCUCACGUGCAGCUGCUGUCAAGACCAACUAGAAAUAAUCUAUGAUCAUGAGAUGCUUUUAUUUGUUCUUAUGGUCACAUAGAUCGAUAGAUAGAUAUUGAUAGGUUUUAUAGACUUUAUUAAGCCUGCACAGUUCAUUUGAUUUUAGCGGCACAGGGGUCAGCAAGAACAAAGGUGAAUUUGAUAUAGAUUAGAAAAAAAAAGAAAAGAAAUAAAAAAAAGGUAUACAAAUUAAAAAAAAACCCAAAAUACUAUAGAAAAGUGUAUGUUGCUAUAGUAAAAUACACUGCAAGACAUGUCACAGAAUUAUGUUAUAUGUAUAUAAAGUACAGUGGGACUGAUAACAUAUACAUGUAUGUAUUUUAGUAGUUAUCUGUGAUAUGUGCGCAUUGUACAGUAUGACUGAUUUGAAGGACCUACGACAGCGCUCUGUCCUAAACAGUCGCUGAUGCUCUUCCUGCCAAACUGCUUCUGUUUUCCUGUCAAAUAAACAACAUGCAAAAUAUAAAAGGCUUUGCAAUGAA
This is a messenger RNA of Pelmatolapia mariae (spotted tilapia), 1903 nucleotides long. RefSeq names its product ecto-ADP-ribosyltransferase 5-like. The transcript has 7 exons. Gene Ontology annotation, molecular function: NAD+-protein-arginine ADP-ribosyltransferase activity; NAD+ poly-ADP-ribosyltransferase activity. The record is from RefSeq and is a predicted model, not a curated record. NCBI's taxonomy places the organism in Eukaryota, Metazoa, Chordata, Actinopteri, Cichliformes, Cichlidae. Bases 145 to 1149 code for a protein of 334 amino acids.